ACGAGACAACUCACCAAGUGUUUGCGGGCCUUGCGUCUCUCUCAAGUGACCACUCCCACACGCACAAAAGGAAAGAAAAGUAGAGAUUUUUAGAGAGAGAAACAGAGAGAGAGAGGCCCUUUUACUUUUUAGAGAGAGAGGGAGAGAGGGGGGGCACAAACUCAUUGAGUAGUUUAGUGGGGAUACAUUUUGAGAGAUAAGUCACUUUUUAGAGAGAGAGAUAGAGAGACAGGUAUUGGUUAGUACUAGGAGUACUAUUUCAAUUGUUUUUUGUCUUUUAAUUCGUCCAUGUUGUUGCAGUUGUUGUCGUCUUCUCCUGAAUUUCUCCAGAUUUCAACAACAACUCUGUCCGCUGUCUGUUCAGGUUAGGUAUCUCGCUUUUGGGGUACAAGGAAUUUUAGUUUGCUAUGUGCUUGCAUUGGUUGAAAAACUGCUGCAAACAGAAGAAUACAGGACUUUGACCUCAGCUGUUAAACGUUAUGCAUUGGGUUCCUUGUUUCAGAAUUCUUGAUCUUAUCUUUAAUCUUGGGAGGUCUUUGACCGUUGAUCACUCUACAUAGUAGCAUUUGUUGCACGGAACCUCCUGUGGUAUCCUGAAAUAGCUAGAUGGGUUCUAGGUUCCCAUCUCAUCAACUCAGCAAUGGCCUUUAUGUAUCAGGCCGGCCAGAACAGCCUAAGGAAAGGGCUCCAACAAUGAGCUCAGUGGCCAUGCCAUAUACUGGUGGUGAUAUUAAAAAGUCCGGAGAGUUGGGGAAAAUGUUUGAUAUUCCUGUGGAUGGCUCAAAGUCUAGGAAAUCUGGACCGAUAACCGGGGCUCCUUCAAGGACUGGAUCAUUUGGAGGUGCCGCUUCACAUUCAGGACCAAUUAUGCCUAAUGCAGCUGCUCGGGCUGCUUAUACUACAUCAGGUGCCAUGUCUUCUGGAGGAACUGGUUCAGCUUCAUUAAAAAAAUCAAAUUCUGGACCCCUAAAUAAACAUGGAGAGCCAGUAAAGAAGUUAUCUGGCCCUCAGUCAGGUGGAGUGACACCUUCUGGCCGCCAAAACUCUGGUCCCAUUCCACCUGUUCUUCCUACUACUGGUCUGAUUACAUCUGGUCCUAUAUCUUCAGGCCCUUUGAAUUCAUCUGGGGCACCUCGGAAGGUAUCUGGUCCCUUAGAAUCUAUGGGUUCAAUGAAAAUUCCAGGCUCAGCUAUUCUUCAUAACCAGGCCGUGACUGUUCUUAGCCAAGAUGAUGACUUUUCCUUCAGAAAGACCUUCCCAAAGCUAAUCUUGUGGUCAUUGAUUCUGCUUUUUUUAAUGGGUUUCAUUGCUGGUGGUUUUAUCCUUGCAGCAGUCCAUAAUGCCAUUCUCUUAAUUGUUGUUGUGGUUCUUUUUGGUGCUGUUACUUCAUUGUUCAUAUGGAAUACCUGUUUUGGGAGAAAAGCUAUCAUGGCUUACAUUGCUCGUUACCCAGAUGCUGAGCUACGAAAUGCCAAAAAUGGGCAAUUUGUGAAGAUCUCUGGGGUGGUCACCUGCGGUAACGUGCCCCUGGAGUCAUCCUUCCAAAGAAUUCCUAGAUGUGUAUAUACCUCCACAAGUUUGUAUGAGUACAGAGGAUGGGAUUCAAAAGCAGCCAACCCAACUCAUCGUCGUUUCAGUUGGGGACUCAGAUCAUUAGAAAGGCGUGCUGUUGACUUCUACAUUUCUGAUUUUCAAUCUGGAUUGAGAGCAUUGGUUAAAACUGGCUAUGGAGCGAGGGUGACUCCUUAUGUUGAUGACUCCCUUGUCAUUGAUGUCAACCCGGGUACUGAAGAGUUGUCUCCAGAGUUCAUCAAAUGGUUGGGAGAAAGAAAUCUUUCAAGCGAUGAUCGUAUUAUGCGAAUGAAAGAAGGGUAUAUCAAAGAAGGAAGCACAGUUAGUGUUAUGGGAGUUGUUCAAAGGAAUGAAAAUGUACUUAUGAUUGUCCCUCCCCCUGAGCCUAUCACGAGUGGGUGCCAGUGGACCAAAUGUAUCUUUCCGGCUAGCCUCGAGGGUAUUGUUUUGAGAUGCGAAGACACUUCAAAGAAUGAUGUCAUACCUGUGUAAUAUCAUGUGCUGUAGGCUCACUUUGCUAUUCCCUUUUUCUUUUUCCCUAUAUAAAUAUCUAUAUCGAUAGUGGUGGAAGUGAUAUGGUGCUGGCACUGAUGAUUACUGGUGAUGGAGAUAGGCAGGCAGUGUAUUCUUCUUCUUCUUCAAAUUCACUUGGUGUAUAGUUUAAGUGUUUGGUGCCAUCUUUUAUUUUAUUUUAUUUUUCAUUUUUUAAUCUAGGGCUUGAAGGUUGUGAUAUGGGGGGGUGGCUAUGAUAUUGCAGAGAAUUUUACAUGUUCGGGGGGAUUGAGAUUAUGUAAAAUAGAAAGAAAAAUGUUGUGAGAUAUCAGUAUGUCGUCUCAAAGCAGAGAUUACUUUGUCGUGAAUCAUAUCAAUGGAGCUUGUUGAUGACACUUUUUUCGAGCA
Molecule: messenger RNA, 2472 nt
Organism: Populus trichocarpa (black cottonwood)
Lineage: Eukaryota; Viridiplantae; Streptophyta; Magnoliopsida; Malpighiales; Salicaceae
Exons: 6
Coding region: 607-2064 (485 amino acids)
Source: RefSeq, a predicted model, not a curated record